Merops nubicus (carmine bee-eater) is the source of this 986-nucleotide messenger RNA. Its product is annotated as leucine-rich repeat, immunoglobulin-like domain and transmembrane domain-containing protein 1. The annotation marks the transcript as partial. Gene Ontology annotation, cellular component: endoplasmic reticulum membrane. NCBI's taxonomy places the organism in Eukaryota, Metazoa, Chordata, Aves, Coraciiformes, Meropidae. The record is from RefSeq and is a predicted model, not a curated record. Gene Ontology annotation, molecular function: protein binding. The transcript has a single exon.
UUCACCAAGAGAUUUCCAGCGACGGGAUGAGCUGGUCUAUUCUGGGCCUGCCUGUAGUCUCUUAUCUCGACUCUGGAGAGUACAUCUGUAAGGCAAAGAACUUUCUGGGGGCAACAGAAGCGUUCAUCUCUCUCAUCAUCACAGACUCAGAAAGCACGGACGACCCCAGCUCUAGUGCCAAGGGCACGUGGAGUGGCAAGGCGAGCGGGAUGGAAGCAGCUGCCUACAACGACAAGCUGGUGGCCAGGUAUGUUAUCACCACCUCCACUGUGCCUACCCUGGGGGCUGGAGUGGGCACCGGAGAGGGCCUGCCCCUUCCAGAUGUGGCACAAGAUGACAACCCCAGAAACCUGCUGGUGAGCCCACCCCCUGGCCAGCAGGAACCGGAGCGGAUGGUGAGGUCUGUCAGGGUGAUAGGAGACACUGAUCAGAGUAUCACCCUGGCCUGGAAGGCUCCUCUGGCAAACAGCACCACCGUGUUCAGCGUCCUCUACGCUGUCUUUGGGGAGAGAGACAUGCGGCGGAUCAGCGUGGAGCCAGGCAAGACCAAGGUCACCGUUUAUGGGCUGCUGCCCAAGACCAAAUACAUCGCCUGUGUCUGCGUGAAAGGGCUCAUCCCCAGAAAGGAGCAGUGCAUCAUAUUUUCCACAGACGAAGCCGCCAGCGCGGGAGGGACCCAGAAGCUCAUCAACAUGGUGGUCAUCAGCGUGGCCUGUGUCAUUGCUGUUCCUCUGACGCUGGUGGUCUGCUGCGGGGCGCUGAAAAGGCGCUGCAAAAAAUGCUUCGUGCGGAAACCCAAGGAGAUUCAGGAGUCCUAUGUCACCUUUGAGAGCCUGUCUCCUGGGGCCAAAGUGAAAGGUGUGGAAGGAGAAUAUUUGACUAGACACACUCCCGAUGAGUCAAACAGGCUGCUCUCUGCCCGGUCCAGCGUGGACUCAGAAGCAAUCCCAAAGACAGAGGGGCAACCUAAUGAAUACUUUUGCUGA